ACAUUACCAACCUCAGACAGAAAAAUGGCCAAAACCAAAAAAUCCGCUGUCAACCCUCUUUCACGUCCCAAAAAAGCCGCCGUCAACUCUUUUUCACCUCCAAAAAAGCUGCUGUCAACUCUCUAUCACCUUCCAAAAAAGCUGCAGUCAACUCUUCACCUCCUAAAAAAGCUGCAGUCAACUCUCUUUCACCUCUAAGUUCAGACAAGAAAAUAAUCAAAACUAAACCAACUCCAACAUCUGUUAGAUCCCUUUCACUUUUAAGUUCAGAUGAGAAACAUGAUAUUUCUUCUCGAUCUGCAACCUCUGUUGCACAACCCAGAUCUGUCGACAUUUCAGACAGAAAAAUAAUCAAAACUAAACCAACUCCAACAUCUGUUAGAUCCCUUUCACUUCUAAGUUCAGACGAGGAACAUGAUAUUUCUUCUCGAUCUGCAACUUCUGUUACACAACCCAGAUCUGUCGAAAUUUCUUCUCAACCUGCCAGACAUCAACCAACUUCUUUUACACAAACUAGAUCUGUCAAUUCUCUUCCACCCCUAAGCUCAAGCAGGGAGCAUAAAAAUCAACAAAGUUGGAGGAAUAUUGAUGAAAUUCUUGCAAUUCAAAGACAGCAAGAACACUCUAUUUCGACUAUGAAAAAUACUUUAAAUAAUCUAUUAUCUUCAUUAGAAUCUUUAAAUAGUAAAAUUGACUCAUUAAGUCGAGCUGGAAGUCAGAGAGGAUUAGAAGUUGGUGAAACCUCAGCAGCUGUGCAACAAAGACAAUUUAAAAAUGAAAGAGAACGAAAAAAUGCACUUCGAAGAGAGAUUUUUAUUUUACUGGAUAAAAGGGGUGAUGAUUAUGGUUUAGAUCGCAAUUCUACUUGGGCCGACCAAAAAGUUCGACUAGCAAAAAAUACUAUUCCUGUGCUUCUCGAAGUUUUUGAACGGCAAUAUAACACCAACAGAAAUGAGAUAUCAGAUAUAUUACAGCAACGGCUAAAAUCAAAAAGGAAUCUUCAAUAUGUUCAAAUAGUCCG
This is a messenger RNA of Dentiscutata erythropus, 1021 nucleotides long. NCBI's taxonomy places the organism in Eukaryota, Fungi, Glomeromycota, Glomeromycetes, Diversisporales, Gigasporaceae. The record is from the annotation of a GenBank genome assembly.